This is a messenger RNA of Acytostelium subglobosum LB1, 1047 nucleotides long. RefSeq lists its product as hypothetical. Bases 1 to 1047 code for a protein of 348 amino acids. NCBI's taxonomy places the organism in Eukaryota, Evosea, Eumycetozoa, Acytosteliales, Acytosteliaceae. The transcript has 2 exons. The record is from RefSeq and is a predicted model, not a curated record.
AUGACUGGACAUGGAUCAACUGGAGUGAUGGUCGACACGUACCUUCAACAAAGAUUGAUCGCCAGUCAGAUACCUGAAUCAAUCACAACGAUCAUGUUGAGCACAUUUUAUAAUUGGGACUUUAGACCAGGUGAUAUACCUGAUCAUAUUACAAAGAUAUGGAUAGCAGAAAAGGGCUUAGUCCAUGGUGGAUCAUUCAAUCGACCUCUGGUCAUUGGCUCCCUGCCUCAUUCAAUCACAUCUCUAUAUCUUGGAGAGGAGUUCAAUCAAACGCUCGAGCCGCACGUGCUCCCACACUCACUCAAAGAGCUAAAGCUCGGCAAGAAAUUCAACAUGCAGUUCAAAGUUGGGUCACUACCUAGCUCAUUGGCCAAGUUGGACUUGGGUGGCUUCGACCAUCAACUCAUUCCAGGCAUACUGCCCUCAUCGUUGACAGACCUGACCUUCAACUUUUACUCUCAACACAUCCAGGCAGACAUACUUCCAACAUCAUUGAUUACAUUUAGAGUCGGGGACUCCUUCAACGAGAACAUUGAUGUUGGGGUACUGCCACCAUUCCUCAGAAGUCUCACCUUUGGUUUCAGAUUCGACACUAGUCUCUCUACAGGCGCACUCCCAGACUCCUUGACUGAGCUAAAGUUUGGGUUUCAGUUCAAUCGACCUCUCACUAUUGGAUUGCUACCUAGUUCAAUCAUCUCGUUGGACUUGGGCUUUAGCUUCAAUCAACCGUUGAUAGGAGGCGUGUUGCCGACUACUCUUCUAUCAUUGAUACUCAGCCCAAACCUCAAUCAACCUUUGCAUCCAUUCGCGCUGCCAUCAUCACUCAAACAUAUUCAAAUUGGUUGUUCAUUCGAUCCAAAGUUGAAUCGUGAUAAGAACUUAAUACCAGACUCACUGGCAUCAAUAACAUUUCACAACAGUACAUUCAAGAACAUGCCCAACAACAUGUUUAGUCAUUCAAUACCUGAACAUUGGAAUACCACAAUUGAUCAUUCGUGGUGUCCACAACAAUCCCAAGGCAGUGAUUGGAAUUGUUCGUCGACUUGA